AUGGAGGUAUUCUCCAGAAUCCAAGAGAAAGGGAAGCAGUGUCCAAACAGUACUAAUGACACUCAGUGCUUUUUAGUGUAUCCCAUUGCUUUCUUGGCAGUGGUGUGUAGGAUGUCAUUUUGUCAAAAUGGUCCAGAGAAUCCAUCUUAUUUAGGCUUGCGGCUAAUGUUUAACUUCCAUCCCCAAGCUGAAAGACAGUAUUUGAACACCAUUUAACAGAUGCUUUUAUCCAAAGUGAAUAAAAUGACAUUGCCUGCAUACAUUUUUUUGCGUUGCUAACUCCACACUCUUACCAACUGAGCCACACAGGACCACUAGGACCACUCUAACCAGAUAUGGUUACAUGACUAUGGUUAUUGACUGAAUGUUGUUGUUUAGUUAUAGGGCAACCCAUAAUACAUUUGUGCAAUUAGUUCACUCUAUUAAUAGAGUUUGAAGCUAAGCCUGGCAGUUUGGAUAUCUCAAAUGAACCCUUCGAGAGGAUAAUAUUCAGCUUAAUGUCUUGUUGGACUUUGAUUGACAUGAAGUCUCUGGCUGAUUGUACUCCUGUUGUGCUGUCUGAAUUGAUCAAUUGUUAAUACACAAGCACCAGGUUUUAGCACCCAUGCCGUGCAUUAUACUUGAUAUUUACUCAGGUACCAUUCUCACAAUGCUUUAUACCAGCGUUUACAAAACUUGGGACCCCAAGGGGUGCAAGUUUUGGUUUUUGCCCUAGCACUACACAGCUGAUUCAAAUGAUCAGUUUAGUUGAUUAUUAGCUGUGUAGCGCUAGGGCAAAAAACAAAACGUGCACCCCUUGGGGUCCUGAGGACCGAGUUUGGGAAACCCUGUUUAUACAGUAGCACAAUCAUAGUGGUAGUGGUAGUAUAAGGAAUACAGUAUGGUGUUAGGUUCUGAACAAACAGAGUAAAAACUCAAAACGGACAACUAGAAAAAGCUCAAACCAAGUUUAUUCAAGCCACUGGAUACUUUAGCUGCAAACACACUUUGCACAUGAUCAAACAGGCAUUUAACUGUCAUGACAAGGUUAGACGUAUGACUUCUCAGAACUGUCCAUCUGUUUCCUAAAACUGCCUAAAUGUUGCACUGUUGUCUUUACGGUCGAGCGGUCUGGAAGCAGUUCCUCUUCAUUCGGUCACUUCUCCAUGAUGGUUACAAGUGACCAUAUGUUCACCUUACUCAAUAGACUUUGGACUGUCCCUUUUCUCUGAUAGUAAAAUUCCAUACACGAAGUUCAUCUUCACCAUUAAUUGACACAUAACAUAUACUGUACAUUCAUUAUGCAUAUAACAAAAUCAAUAAGGUCCAAUAUAGUAACAGGAGUAAGUAUAUUUCAAGGUAGAACCCAACAAUAUCAAGUGUGUUAAUUGGAGGAUGAUAAUGUUUUAGCAAUGUUGUUUCUUGCAAGUAACUCUGCAUUCACAGACUUUUUGAAAAGUAGGGGGUUAAUAACAUGACUUAAUGGGGAGUAUUGGCUCCCCAUUACGGUUAACUUGCACUGGAGUGUAAUGGAUUAUGUUGGUGAUAAAAUAGAGUGCCAUCUCAAGCACUUUGGGCUUUAGGGAUUUCCACUGUAUGAUUAAUAUAGUAGUUGUAAGGGUCCAAAUGUUGGUCAAUACAUAAUGUACAAUAGGGCUGUCAGUCCUUUUACUUUGUGUAUAAUACUUUGACUAAUGUGCGAAUUGUUAUUUCCCCAACAUUACAUCUUUUCAAAUAAUCAGACUGGCUAGUUAUUGGAGCAUAAGUUGGGAUCACAUUUCAUCAUGCUGGGCCACAAACAGGCUCAGUGCCACAUGUUUCAGACCCUUUAUGUUGAACAUUCAGUAUGAGGGGGUGAGCACAUGUCCCAUCCUGAUUUUGAAACCUAUUCAGUGCACUCUGAGAUACAUGGAUAUUUAUAAUUCAUCAGCUUUUACCGUUUACGACUCUCUCUUUCUCCAUCACUUUAUUUUCUUGCCCUUUUCUCUGUGUCCGCGCUGCGCCAAUGAGACAGUAGUAGUCUGUAUUCUCAUUCCAGCCAGGUCCCCUCCCCCUUUCCUACAUUCUGCAGGUUUAUGACAUGUGGCUCCCGGUUUUCUAUUUUUUUCCACCACUUCUCCUUGGGCUGUCAUGCCGAUGACCAUUGCAGCCUUUUUUUCUAAGUGUCAGAUAGAGUAUCCCUCAGUGCUUGGUCCAGUUUGACCCUGCAGUCACCCUCAAGGUCAACAAUUAUCCCAUUUAAGUGUCUAGUCAGGUUUAAUAAUCUGGGCUCAUGAUCUCAUCUGACUGAGUAAUGCCAUGCAGUGUCCUGUAGGGGCUGACUAACUGUUGAGCAACACACCAUCUGUUUAGCUAGCUAUGUUGUUUGUAUAUGGCUUUAACCCUUCUCUCCUUCCUCUCUCUUUUCUCACUCUAUCUUCAUUUUUUUCCCUUUGCCUUCUGUCUUCCUGCCUUUCCCCUGCUCUCUCUGUCCCUCCUCUCUCUGGUUCGUUCUGUUCUUCUCCUCCAGUACUGCGCGUUCCUCUCCCUCCUGUUCAUCCUCAUCUCCAUCUCCACCUUCUGCAUGGAGACGCACGAGGCCUUCAACACCAUCUACAACAAGACGGAGAACGUGACGGAGGGAAACGUGACACGCGAGGUAAUCGUCUACGAGGUGGUGACCGACAGCUGGCUUACGUACGUGGAGGGCAUGUGCGUCAUUUGGUUCACCAUUGAGGUGAUGGCACGCGUGGUCUUCUGCCCGGACAAGGUCGAGUUCUUCAGGAGCACCCUCAACAUCAUCGACUUCAUUGCCAUCAUGCCUUUCUACCUGGAGGUGGGGCUGAGCGGCCUGUCCUCCAAAGCCGCCAAGGACGUGUUGGGCUUCCUGCGCGUAGUCCGCUUCGUCCGCAUCCUGCGUAUCUUCAAGCUGACCCGCCACUUUGUGGGGCUUCGCGUCCUGGGCCACACGCUCCGCGCCAGCACCAACGAGUUCCUCCUGCUCAUCAUCUUCCUCGCUCUCGGAGUGCUCAUCUUCGCCACCAUGAUCUACUACGCCGAGCGCAUCGGCGCCGACCCUGACGACCCUACGGCCGCCAAACACACAAACUUCAAGAACAUCCCCAUCGGCUUCUGGUGGGCCGUGGUCACCAUGACCACUCUGGGCUACGGGGACAUGUACCCUGAGACGUGGUCGGGGAUGCUGGUGGGCGCGCUGUGUGCCCUGGCAGGGGUACUGACCAUCGCCAUGCCUGUUCCCGUCAUCGUCAACAACUUUGGCAUGUACUACUCACUGGCCAUGGCUAAGCAGAAGCUGCCCAAAAAGAAGGGCAAGCACAUCCCCCGGCCCACCAUGCCAGGCUCGCCCAACUACUGCAAGCCUGACGCCCUCGCCAUGGCCACCGCCUCGCCCCAUAGGAUCCUGGGUAAUGUACUCGGCGAGGUGAUCGGGUCCGGAGGCUUCGACUGCCCCCUUGCACAAGAGGAGAUCAUAGAAAUCAACCGAGGUGAGACAUUUCUAUUUUCAUUCUUCAGGACCAUAUUUUAAGAGACAGACUGCAAGUUAACAAACUGUCUUCGACCUUGACUUGUAAGAUCUGCACGAGUUCAUCAACAUGGAGCUUUGCUGAGCAUCUGGGCAUUCCACCACUAGCCUCCCCAAGGGCGUAGAACACAAAUUACUCCGUCAAAAAUUGUAUUUUUGGCAAAGAGGUUGUCAAACUGUACAGUUUAGCAUUGACAGAUAUCCAAUCAAAUUUAGAACAGGGAUUUGCACAGUAAGUGGAGGAUUCUGGGCUGUAUAAGACUUAGGAAUCAGAAUGUUAUCUGACAGCUAGUUACAGGGACUCAGUAAUCUCAGUAAUAGUACAGUCCUGCAGAUCCAUGGGGUGUGAGUGGGGGUUUAGAGUGCCUCUGUCCCUGAUAGGGAUAGUUUGGGGGGGGGAAGGGGGAGAGGGGGGGUGCUGAUUCUGAAUCUGCCCUUGAGAGAUAGCUAGCCCAUCAGAACUUAUAGGUAAUUUAUGAUCAACUGGGGAGUCCACAUUUGCCGAGAGGCCUCCAUCUGCCUGUGUAGAACAAACACAGUACAUAAAAAAUUUACUGAUUUGGAUCUGUUCGCAACAGACCAAUAUGCUUACGUUUGGUUCAAUGGUUUAGAUUACACUACAAAUGUCCGACCAUUUUUUUUUCCUUUACUGAAGUGUAGUACUUAGUAUGUAAUGCUUACAGUACUUCCUUUUUCAUGAACCCAAUGUCCACACAUGACAAUAGAUCACGUGUGUUUUGUAGCCCUUGAGAAAUCAUCAGUGUGUCAGCAAUAAUAAUAAUAUAAUAAUAAUAAUAUAUAAUAUAAUAAUAUAAUAAUAAUAGUAAUUAUAAUAAUUAUGUUUUAUUGCAUAAGCGCCUAUAGUACCCUACCACUCUCUUACAGUCUUUCACGCUCUCUUUUGUUGAGAAUUUUGCUGUAGGUUGUUAGUAAGUUGUUGAGCAGGAACUCAUCUGAGAUCAGAUUUGACAGCUGUGUCUGAGACAGUUGAGGCUGCUGAGGGAGGACGGCUCAUAAUAAUGGCUGGAAAGGAGCGAAUGGAAUGGCAUCAAACACAUGGAAAUCACUCAUUCCGCUCCAGCCAUUACCAAGAGCCUGUCCUUCCCAGUUAAGGUGCCACCAACCUCCUGUGGUCUGAGGAUAUAAGCCUCAGUCACACUGCGGCAUCAACUCACACCCGCAACCCCACCUCAUCUAUUACUAUGACCAGUUUUUAGUUGACCAUGCUGUCUAGCUAAGCCUGUAUAGACAUGACCUUUGACACCUUUGCCAUGAUCAAUUACAUAUCAUAGUCAAAUCAAAUCAAAUGUUAUUUGUCACAUGCUUCGUAAACAACAGGUGUAGGCUAACAGUGAAAUGCUUACUUACGGGCCCUUCCCAACAAUGCAGAGAGAAAAAAAUAGAAAUAAUAACACAAGGAAUAAAUACACAAUACAUCAUUUUACUGAAUCUGUCUCUGCUUAUGUAUCUCAUCUGCAGUAUUACAUUGUGAUCAGUAGCUUGCAGUAACACCUCCCCCCCAUUCCUUUGGCUAUUUUCUUACAUUCUUUUUUCCAGUGAUGGGAGACUGGGGAUUCAUGAUUUCUGUAUCGUCGGGCCAAGGUGCCAUGCCAAAACCUUCGAUAUAGCAGCCGAUCAAAGUCCCUCAGCUCGCAACAGCAAGCUCUCUGAUUGGGCCGAUUGAAUCACCAAGUAUGCAACUCCUCCCCUCGGACUAUGUUCCAAUGUCCGUACUAACAUAUUAUGUCGAAUAAAGCAAUGUAAUGGACAUGCAUCCUAAGUGGUAUGCUAGUGUGGAUAUGGAAUCAGUCUCCCAUCACAACCUUCCUCCUCCACUAUCCAGAUACAUCACUUUUAUCCUACUCUCCUCUUCCUUCCGUCUCCUUUACUCUGCUUCCCGCCCCCUUUCCCCAUCUCUCCUUCUUUUCCGAAAGAUUCCAAGCAGAACGGUGACGCGGCCACUGCGGCCCUGGCGAACGAGGACUGCCCUACCAUCGACCAGGUGCUGAGCCCGGACGAGCGGAGCCCCGCGGGGCGAGGGGGCACCGGAGUAACCCGGGAACGCUACCAGCAGGACCGCGCUUGCUUCCUGCUCAACACCAGGGAAUUCCGCGCCACAGAUGGGAAUGUGCGGAAAGGUACGUCACUCCCACAGGGGACAGAACCGUAA
Molecule: messenger RNA, 5672 nt
Organism: Coregonus sp. 'balchen'
Lineage: Eukaryota; Metazoa; Chordata; Actinopteri; Salmoniformes; Salmonidae
Source: the annotation of a GenBank genome assembly